This is a messenger RNA of Sinocyclocheilus anshuiensis, 2079 nucleotides long. RefSeq names its product protein-glutamine gamma-glutamyltransferase 2-like. Lineage: Eukaryota; Metazoa; Chordata; Actinopteri; Cypriniformes; Cyprinidae. Gene Ontology annotation, biological process: peptide cross-linking. The record is from RefSeq and is a predicted model, not a curated record. Gene Ontology annotation, molecular function: protein-glutamine gamma-glutamyltransferase activity. Bases 1 to 2079 code for a protein of 692 amino acids. Gene Ontology annotation, cellular component: mitochondrion. The transcript is spliced from 13 exons.
AUGGCCAGCCAUAAUGCCCUACUGAGUGGUAUAGAUCUGCAGUGCUAUGAGAAUAACCACGCUCACCGCACUGAGGAGAUGGACAUGGUGCGACUGCUGGUGCGCAGAGGUCAGCCAUUCUCUGUAAUACUGCAGUGUACUGACCACAUCCCACGGCUCCCAGACCACCAACUCAACCUCAUACUACACCUGGGUAAGAAUAAUGAGGUGGUCUUGAAGCUGUCAGACUCAGAGCAGGAUCAUGGGAAAUGGUGGUUCAGUCAGUGUAAUGCUCAGGGUGAGGUGAUGCUGACUCUCCACAGCCCUGCUGAUGCUCCUGUGGGUCUGUACAGCAUGACUGUAGUUCUGCUCUCAGCUGAUGGGCAGAUCCUGGAGCAAACCAAGUCUCAGACCUUCUACCUGCUUUUCAAUCCUUGGUGCAAAGAUGACUCUGUGUACCUUCCCAGUGAGGAACUGCUGCAGGAGUACAUUUUAAAUGAAAAUGGGAUCUUGUACCAGGGCUCAUGGGAUGAUAUCACCACUGUGCCUUGGAACUUUGGACAGUUUGAAAAAGAUGUGGUGGAUAUUUGCUUUGAAGUGCUGGACAAUUCACCAGCAGCCCUGAAAAAUUCAGAGAUGGACAUUGCUAACAGAGGAAGCCCUGUUUAUGUUAGCAGGACUAUUACUGCCAUGGUGAAUGCUAAUGAUGAUCGCGGGGUGGUAUCUGGCCGCUGGGAUGGAGAGUACAGUGAUGGGGUAGCACCCACACGGUGGACUGGCAGUGUGCCCAUCCUGAGGCGCUGGAGUGAGGGUGGAGGACAGAAAGUGCGCUAUGGGCAGUGCUGGGUGUUCACAGGAGUGGCCUGCACAGUCCUCCGCUGUCUUGGCAUUCCAACCAGAUGCAUCACAAAUUACUCAUCUGCUCAUGACACUGAUGCAAACAUUUCUGUGGAUUACCUUUUCAAUGAUCAACUUGAAAGUGUGUCUGAAGGCAGGAAGGACUCUAUCUGGAAUUACCACUGUUGGGUUGAGUCCUGGAUGAAACGUGAUGACCUCCCAGAAGGUUAUGAUGGAUGGCAGGUACUAGACCCUACUCCUCAAGAAAGGAGUGAUGGAGUCUUCUGCUGUGGGCCUUGUCCAGUCCAUGCGGUCAAGGAGGGAGAAGUGGGGUUGAAGUACGACACCCCAUUUGUGUUUUCUGAGGUGAAUGCUGAUCUGGUUGUCUGGAUUGUUCAUCCAGAUGGGGAACGGAUUCAGGUGUCCCAAAACAGUAAAGUUAUAGGGCGGAACAUUAGCACUAAAAGUGUGUAUGGAGACUUCACAGAGGACAUUACUGCUAACUACAAAUAUCCUGAAGGAUCUAUGAAGGAGCGAGAGGUUUAUAAAAAGGCUGGCAGACAAGUGGGCCAAAAGAACGAAGGCCCAGGACAGCUCGAGCUUUUCAUCAAGCAUGCCCCAGCUAUCCACGGGACAGACUUUGAUGUGAUCAUAGAGGUGUAUAAUGCUGGUAGUGAGGACACAGAUGCACAGCUUACAGUCACAUCGAACGCAAUAACCUACAAUAGUAUCCACCGCGGAGAGUGCCAGAGAAAGACAACCUCUCUCACAGUGCCAGCUCACAAAGCUCACAAAGAAGUAUUGCGACUUCAGUAUGACCAUUAUGGGGCAUGUGUGUCUGAACAUCACAUGAUAAGGGUCACAGCCCUCCUCCAACCCACUGAUCAAGACAACAUCAUCCUACAAGAAAUCAACAUCCCCUUGAAAAUGCCAGCGCUUCAUAUCAAGAUUAUUGGAAAAGCGAUUGUAUCACGUAAACUGACAGCACACAUCUCCUUCACCAAUUCCUUGCCUGUUAGUCUACAAGGAGGUGUGUUUACCGUGGAGGGAGCAGGACUUACAGAGGCGAAAGAAAUAAAAACACAUGGUAAGAUUGAACCUGGUCAGGCUGUGACAGUUAAAUUCUCCUUCAAGCCCACCCGUGCUGGCCUGAGAAAACUGCUUGUCGACUUUGACUCAGACAGACUGAGAGAUGUAAAAGGAGAAGCCACUGUUAUUGUUCGGACAAAAAUGCAAAAUAGGAAUGCUGUCCCAGAAAUCUAG